GCAUCCGAGGAGUUGGACGUUUAAACAAGUGGAGUACGCUAAAACGGGGAUAUUUGCCCAUAAAGCGUCCGGCUAUCACGCUUAUAAAACACUGUAAUCAUGUCGUCUCAAAAGCAAAUCUACUACUCCGAUAAAUACGACGACGACAAGUACGAAUACAGGCACGUGAUGUUGCCCAAGGAUAUUGCCAAGCGUGUGCCCAAGACCCAUCUGAUGUCUGAGACUGAGUGGAGGAAUCUGGGUGUCCAGCAGAGCCAAGGAUGGGUACAUUACAUGAUCCACCAGCCAGAGCCACACAUUCUGCUCUUCCGACGCCCCCUGCCUAACCCCAAGUGAGCUACAAGAUGGAUGAUUCUCUGGGUUCCAAGAAGGUCAGUCUUGCUGAGGUGCCCCACCUAAUGGCUCAUCAGAAGGAUCACACCCUUGCAGAUGGACAAGCUUCUUUUUUUCUUCUUCCUUUUUUUGGCUGUGUUGAGGGUGGUUUUGUAAAUUGUUCUCAUGAACCUCAGUGGUUGGCCCGAUAGCCUUGGACCUGGGAAAGGACAAAGCCGGUAAUGAGAGAACUGUUCAAAAUGGGAGUCUUGAAGGGGAUCAUGAGACUUGCCUUGAAAGAAGACUUGUGCGUGUGUCGACUGAUGCAGCAUUUCGAGUCCUCGCCAUUGUCCAUUACUAAUUUCUUAUGUCAGUCUCUUCCAGUUUCUGUAAAUGUUCACCUAGAGGAACAUGGUAUUACGAUCUGUGGAGAGAAAUGUUUAUUAAACUAUAUAAUGGUGUAGAACCAAUGUCUUUUGUUCCAGUGCUCUGGUCAGAACACAAGAUGGGUUGAUCCAUCUGGUGUUAAACUACAUGGCCUUAUGUUCUGACCGAACUCAACAUCAACUGCGGUUUUUGCAUGUGGCAUGGCGCUGCUCUGUUUAAAUGACAUAACAUGACAUUUAACAACUUUAAUCAUGCACAUGAAAUGAUCUGCAUCUGUAAUGGUAGUCCACCUCCCAAUACACUGUAAGUUUUGGACCCCUAUCAGGAAUGUUACUUGGCUUCUUUUUUUUUUCCCUGAUAUGCAUGGUUAUGAAUUCAUUGGUUUGAUCAGCUGCUCAUAUUUAUAAACAUACCCUUUUCUGAAGAAUUAAAGUUUCCUUUUCAAACCUACUUUUUGAGUAAAAACUUUGAGGGCGUUUGCCCCACCUUGAGGUGUCCUUCAUGGCCUGUUUUUAUUAAAGUAGUGAUAACUAUUGACUGGUUAGUACAUCUGGUCAGGAAAUGGGAUUAAUACCUUGUCUGAUUUGGUUCACAGAAUGAAUGCUCUGAGUAUGGCACAUGGAGUCUAACAUAUUCUGUGUCUUGGUAAAUAAAUCUUCAGACUAGUUUCAUCUUGUAGACAA
Messenger RNA from Lampris incognitus (smalleye Pacific opah), 1382 nucleotides. RefSeq names its product CDC28 protein kinase regulatory subunit 1B (gene cks1b). Bases 100 to 336 code for a protein of 78 amino acids. Gene Ontology annotation, molecular function: cyclin-dependent protein serine/threonine kinase activator activity; ubiquitin binding; protein kinase binding. Gene Ontology annotation, biological process: regulation of mitotic cell cycle. Gene Ontology annotation, cellular component: SCF ubiquitin ligase complex; cyclin-dependent protein kinase holoenzyme complex. The record is from RefSeq and is a predicted model, not a curated record. The transcript has 4 exons. NCBI's taxonomy places the organism in Eukaryota, Metazoa, Chordata, Actinopteri, Lampriformes, Lampridae.